Ectocarpus sp. CCAP 1310/34 is the source of this 1352-nucleotide messenger RNA. NCBI's taxonomy places the organism in Eukaryota, Phaeophyceae, Ectocarpales, Ectocarpaceae. The record is from the annotation of a GenBank genome assembly.
AUGCUGUUGCAGGCGCAUACGACCAAGUUCAUGGGCAUCUUCCGCUCGACCAACCUCGCCAAAACUCCGGAGAGGUUCGGCAGCUUUGAUGACUCGACAAAGUACGGCGGUGCGGUCCCGUCGGAGCACUAUUUGCGGGACGUGAGGCGGUUGUAUUUCUCGAAACUCCCCGUGCUGGAGGUGGAUAGCGUGGAUUGGACCCUGGAGGAGUAUCACCACCGCUUGAUGCAGCGCUGGGACGGAGACAUUCUGGGUGGGGAUGCUUCGUUUAAGUUUGCGAAGAUCAUCCGGCUCCGGGCAAAAGCGGGCGAGGAGCGCACAAGACCAGUGUACGGCUCCUUCACAGUCUUCGACGAAUAUGAGCAGGUGGUCUGGCAGCGUCCGAUGAAGACCGGUGCCUUGAGCGAGCUGGCGGAGGAGUUGAAGCUUUUCUUCAUGCGAUUCGUUCGCAAUGGCUUCAAGGUUCCUACUCUGUGGAACACAGAUGACUGCUGUGAUGACCUUCAACUGCUGCAACGCAUAUUACGCGAGUUUGAGGAGGUAACGGGGAUCAGUCUUUAUCUGGAAGACGAGGUGGACGCCGGAGUUCAGUUGGAGCUCCUGCCACAGCUGGAUAUGGAGUUCACCCCUGCCAUCGUGUACGAUCCGGACGCGGUAGCCGCUGCCUGCGGCUCCCUCCGUCAGAGCAUCAGCCAAAAUCGAGUGGAGGGAAAGAUGAUUUGCGGAGCGGACGCAGAGUGGCAGUUUUCACCUCGUGGGCGGAAACCUGUAGCGACCUUCCAGAUUGCGGCUUUGAAGGGGCCGUCGUUCCUCUUCCACCUGCAGAGAGGGAGCUCUGGUUUUACGAAGGAAACAUUUCCCGCUCCCCUGAAGGCUCUUCUCGAGGACCCCAGCACCAUCAAGGCUGGUGUUGCCAUCAACACGGAUGCCACGCAUAUGCUCAACGACUAUGGCGUGAAAAUGGCGAGCACGGUGGACCUGCGUGUCCUCGCCGUUUCCAAGUUGGUGGUGACAUCGUCUCGAACACUCGCCGGCUUGACGGCGUGCCUCCUGGGGAGGCAGCUGCCGAAGGAUACCGUCCGAUGCUCCCGUUGGGGCAGCGCUCAACUCUCCGUUGAACAGCGAGACUACGCCAUCAGGGACGCCGUUGCCUCGGCACUCUUGUACGAGGCCAUCCACAAGAACAAGGACCCGAUCACAUCCGUGCCUUCUUCACAUUUCGACCCGGCUAUCGGCUUGAAGGUGAGCGCCUUCGCAUUGUGGUACCGGCCGUACUUUCCUGUGGACCGACAACAACAGAUCAUGGCAGCCAUUCCGCCUGCGUGGCGGUAGGUCACGUGGUGUCCGACGCC